AUGGAGCAUUUUGCAUCGUACCCAGUCUCUCUGAACGUCUCCUGUACACACGAUCAGGUCAGCUGUUUUCCCGAGGGUGUCAACAGCACCAAUUCGACGGGCCCGAGACCAUACCCUGACUUUUAUAUUGCCAUUCCCAUCAUCUAUUCAGUGAUUUGUGCGGUUGGGUUAACGGGCAACACAGCCGUAAUCUACGUUAUACUCAAAGCCCCAAAAAUGAAAACAGUGACAAACAUAUUCAUCCUGAACCUGGCCAUCGCGGAUGAACUCUUCACUCUAGUUUUACCCAUAAACGUCGCGGACUACCUUCUGCUUCAGUGGCCCUUUGGCGAGUUGAUGUGCAAAUUAAUCAUUUCCAUUGAUCAAUACAACAUCUUUUCCAGCAUUUACUUCUUGACCAUCAUGAGCAUUGACCGCUACCUAGUGGUCCUCGCCACAGCCAAGUCGAAGAAAAUGUCUUAUCGCACCUACAGGGCGGCUAAGAUCAUCAGCAUCUCCGUCUGGCUCCUCGUUACCGUCAUCAUUUCGCCCUUCACGAUUUUCGGUAAGAUCCACGACGACAAGGGCAGGUUACAGUGUGUCUAUGUGUUUCCAUAUCCUGAGGUUCUGUGGUGGAAGGCUAGUAGGAUUUACACUCUCCUGAUGGGAUUUGCCAUUCCAGUAUCCACAAUCUGUAUCCUGUACACAAUGAUGUUGUGCAAACUGAGAAACAUGCGCCUGAACACCAACGCCAAGGCUCUGGAUAAAGCCAAGAGAAAGGUGACGAUAAUGGUGAUGGUUAUCCUAGCAGUUUGCCUGUUCUGCUGGACGCCCUACCAUUUGAGCACGAUUGUGGCGUUAACAACAGAUAUUCAACAGACAACAGUUAUCAUUGGGAUCUCCUAUUUUAUCACCAGCCUAAGCUAUGCCAACAGUUGUCUUAAUCCUUUUCUGUAUGCCUUUUUGGAUGAUAGCUUCAGAAAGAGCUUUCGGAAACUGAUAGAAUGCAGAGCAAGUCCUAAUAUUUAGCGUUGGGUGUAUCUGGCCAUUUACCAAUGUUGCAUGUGAUUCUGCUUUGCCUACUCCAAAAGCUAUGCCCCCAGAUGCCCAUGUGUGCUCUUUAAAAGACUGUUAAUGUACUGAUUAUAUCCUGGGAAAUAGAACAAACUUCCUAGUCAAAUUAAAAAUUACAUUUACACUAUGGGA
Molecule: messenger RNA, 1185 nt
Organism: Hypanus sabinus (Atlantic stingray)
Lineage: Eukaryota; Metazoa; Chordata; Chondrichthyes; Myliobatiformes; Dasyatidae
Product: neuropeptides B/W receptor type 1-like
Exons: 1
Coding region: 1-1008 (335 amino acids)
Biological process (GO): neuropeptide signaling pathway
Cellular component (GO): neuron projection; membrane
Molecular function (GO): neuropeptide receptor activity; neuropeptide binding
Source: RefSeq, a predicted model, not a curated record